UCUCAUUGACAUUUCAACUCCGCGGCGGAUCCGAAUGUAAUCUGGACACAUAACUUUAUCUUGAUUUGUUCCAGUGACAAUUUGGAGGGUGAAGGAGCGAGUGCUGGUAUCAGCAGGAUAUCGGUCAGAGGUCUGCGCCCUCUACAACCUACAUCAGGGAUAUCCCUUCCGUCUCCGCUGAAGAUCACUGGAAAACUAUUGUUUCCUCUUACUGAAAAACCACCACAAUAAGACUGCCCUGCAUUUGUUCUCUUUCUGUGGCACGGAGAACUAUUUGACAAGGACUUUUGACAGCGGCGCAGGAUGCCUCAAAAAGGGAGACAUUAAGAUUGGCUAAAUUGUUUUAAGCCGAGAGUCAACUAUUUUUCCAGAAUACCACAGCCAAGCCACGUGGGAGUCUGGCGUAGCCUCGAUGAUGCAGAACAAGGUCUAUGACAUCUGUGAUGAAGGUCACAGCGGUGUGAACCAGCUGGGCGGUGUGUUUGUUAACGGUAGACCGCUACCGGACACCACCAGGCAGAAAAUCGUCGAACUUGCUCAUAGUGGCGCGCGGCCGUGCGACAUCUCCAGGAUUCUGCAGACCCAUGAUGACUCAAAAGUCCAAGUGCUGGAAAAUGAAAACGUGUCCAACGGGUGCGUGAGUAAGAUCCUUGGCAGAUACUAUGAGACUGGCUCCAUAAGACCGAGAGCGAUCGGAGGCAGCAAGCCGAGGGUAGCCACUCCAGAGGUGGUGGGGAAGAUAGCGCAGUACAAGAGGGAGUGCCCGUCUAUUUUCGCCUGGGAGAUCCGCGACAGACUGUUGUCGGAGGGGGUCUGCACCAACGACAAUAUACCCAGUGUAAGUGCAGUGAGUGUGUCAUCGAUAAACAGAGUUCUCCGCAACCUGGCUAGCGAGAAGCAACAGAUGGGUGCAGAUGGCAUGUAUGACAAACUGAGAAUGCUCAACGGUCAGACAGGAACUUGGGGGACACGGCCCGGCUGGUACCCCGGAACUUCAGUGCCAGGGCAGCCCAACCAAGAUGGCUGCCAGCCACAGGACGGUGCAGGAGAGAACACCAACUCCAUCAGUUCGAAUGGGGAGGAUUCUGACGAGACGCAGAUGCGACUCCAACUAAAGAGGAAACUACAGAGAAACCGCACGUCGUUCACCCAAGAGCAGAUUGAAGCACUGGAAAAAGAAUUUGAAAGGACUCAUUAUCCCGACGUUUUCGCGAGGGAAAGACUGGCAGCGAAAAUAGAUCUGCCUGAAGCAAGAAUACAGGUGUGGUUCUCAAACAGAAGAGCGAAGUGGAGGCGGGAGGAGAAGCUCCGGAACCAGCGUCGUCAGGCCAGCAACUCCUCCAGUCACAUCCCCAUCAGCAGCAGCUUCAGCACCAGCGUCUAUCAGCCCAUGCCUCAGCCCACCACACCGGUGUCCUUCACAUCUGGGUCUAUGUUGGGCAGACCUGACACGGCCCUCACCAACACGUACAGCGCACUGCCUCCCAUGCCCAGCUUCACCAUGGCCAACAACCUGCCUAUGCAACCCAGCCAGACCUAUUCCUGCAUGCUGCCUACCAGUCCGUCUGUGAAUGGGCGGAGCUACGACACAUAUACGCCCCCUCAUAUGCAGGCACAUAUGAACAGCCAAUCAAUGACCACUUCUGGUACCACCUCAACAGGACUCAUCUCUCCUGGAGUGUCUGUCCCUGUCCAAGUCCCAGGUGGCGAGCCUGACAUGUCUCAGUACUGGUCAAGACUACAAUAGAGAGAAGAGCUACUUCUCCCUGUAACUGUUCACCCACCGCCCUCCGCUGGGAGCUCACACACACAUGGAGAGAAGUGGAGGAGAGAGAGACUCUGGGAGUGCCCUAGGACUACAGGGUGUGGUUGUUUCCACUGGGACCGUGUGUUGUUCUGUAGUCUUGGCACAUGAGGACUGGGGAGAACGAUGGGAAGAGAGGGGGAAGAAGAAGACAAAACGUGGACCUCUGUAAAGUGCCCGGUGUUUAACAUUUUCAUGGAACAAAAAUUUUGUUUUUUUUCUCACUUUUCAAGUAAUUGUUUCUUUUUUUCUGUCUGUCUCUUGUGUUUGUAUAUGGCCGUGUGUAUGUUAUGAUGAAAAACCCAGAUCAAGUACUGAUAGAUGGACUGCUAGAAAACCAUGUUGGUCUUGUGUUUGUUUUUGAGGUAAAGGAGAACCCAAGAGAUUUCUGCCAUGACUAUUUUUAUAUCUGCUUACAUGGAGACUUUCUACCAGACUUUGCACAGUCUGUGGACUCAUGCGAAACUGUUGCAUAUCACCUGAGAGGAGAGCUGUGGGGAAUAGAACCUAUUUAUUGGUCAUACUCCUUCAAAAUGGCCGUCAGCAGAGGAGGACCUCCAGUCAAUCCACCCACCUCAGCCUUGGGUCUUUGACUCCUGCAAUAUCACACAAACUGUAUAGGUCUGGAUAUUUCACUGUGGUCACAGACAACCACAUUAUCACAGGAAUCGUACAGACAACCACCACUAACAGUUUGCAAGGACAGUGGGACAUUCAAGACUUGUUCAUGGACUUCUGCUGUGGUGGAUGGAUUGAUUCUAGGUUCAAGACUUGUUCAUGGACUUCUGCUGUGGUGGAUGGAUUGAUUCUAGGUUCAAGACUUGUUCACAGACUUCUGCUGUGGUGGAUGGAUUGAUUAACGGUCCAAGUGAAGAGCUAUAGAUGCAGAGGAGCUGUGGAGUAAAACAGUUGAAUCGCUAAAUGGUAGACUGUGUCUUCGAUAUAAUCCAAUUUGUUCAUGUCAAACUGUAAGUAUGUCUUCCCUAGAAAUCAAAAGAUUUCUCCAAUAAAAGUACAUUUACAUUUUUAUCCCCCCAAGAAUAUUCUAUAAAUGUUUUCUACACAUUUUCAUGCAUCAUAAAAAUACAUUUCUUUAGGUCAGGUACAAUUAGUCUCUUAGGUAUAGUUGUAUUAUAGUGUCCUAUUGUCAAAUCAUUUUGUGCAACUAGAAAGAUUUAAUUCCUAUAAUUAUGAUUAAACAUGCUUGACAAAGUUUGAAACAUAAGUGUUUGGCAGUUGUUUACAAGUACAUAUCAGAUUUAAUCAUUGUUGAUUGUAAAACAGACCAAAGCCUUUUGUAUUUCAUCUAUUACACAAUGUUUUUUGUUGUUGAAGAUAUUAGUCUUGUGUUGCAUCAUUUUGUAAACAUUUGAUGUUCUAUUACAGUGACCUAGAGUAUGUUUGACUGUGGACUAAUCGAACAGUCCUUAUUUAUAAUUGAAGACCACGGGUGACUGCGGACUAAUCGAACAGUCCUUAUUUAUAAUUGAAGACCACGGGUGACUGCGGACUAAUCGAACAGUCCUUAUUUAUAAUUGAAGACCACGGGUGACUGCGGACUAAUCAAGCAGCCCUUAUUUAUAAUUGAAGACCACGGGUGACUGUGGACUAAUCGAACAGUCCUUAUUUAUAAUUGAAGACCAUGGGUGACUGUGGACUAAUCGAACAGUCCUUAUUUAUAAUUGAAGACCACGGGUGACUGUGGACUAAUCGAACAGUCCUUAUUUAUAAUUGAAGACCAUGGGUGACUGUGGACUAAUCGAACAGUCCUUAUUUAUAAUUGAAGACCAUGGGUGACUGCGGACUAAUCGAACAGUCCUUAUUUAUAAUUGAAGACCACGGGUGACUGCGGACUAAUCGAACAGUCCUUAUUUAUAAUUGAAGACCACGGGUGACUGCGGACUAAUCGAACAGUCCUUAUUUAUAAUUGAAGACCACGGGUUACUGCGGACUAAUCGAACAGUCCUUAUUUAUAAUUGAAGACCAUGGGUGACUGUGGACUAAUCGAGCAGUCCUUAUUUGUAAUUGAAGACCAUGGGUGACUGUGGACUAAUCGAACAGUCCUUAUUUAUAAUUGAAGACCAUGGGUGACUGCGGACUAAUCGAGCAGUCCUUAUUUAUAAUUGAAGACCAUGGGUGACUGCGGACUAAUCGAGCAGUCCUUAUUUAUAAUUGAAGACCAUGGGUGACUGUGGACUAAUCGAACAGUCCUUAUUUAUAAUUGAAGACCAUGGGUGACUGCGGACUAAUCGAGCAGUCCUUAUUUAUAAUUGAAGACCAUGGGUGACUGCGGACUAAUCGAGCAGUCCUUAUUUAUAAUUGAAGACCAUGGGUGACUGUGGACUAAUCGAGCAGUCCUUAUUUAUAAUUAAUAAUAAUUGAAGACCACGGGUGACUGCGGACUAAUCGAACAGUCCUUAUUUAUAAUUGAAGACCACUGGUUACUGCGGACUAAUCGAACAGUCCUUAUUUAUAAUUGAAGACCAUGGGUGACUGUGGACUAAUCGAGCAGUCCUUAUUUGUAAUUGAAGACCAUGGGUGACUGUGGACUAAUCGAACAGUCCUUAUUUAUAAUUGAAGACCAUGGGUGACUGUGGACUAAUCGAGCAGUCCUUAUUUAUAGUUGAAGACCAUGGGUGACUGUGGACUAAUCGAACAGUCCUUAUUUAUAAUUGAAGACCAUGGGUGACUGUGGACUAAUUGAACAGUCCUUAUUUAUAAUUGAAGACCACGGGUGACUGUGGACUAAUCGAGCAGUCCUUAUUUAUAAUUGAAGAUCAUGGGUGACUGCGGACUAAUCGAGCAGUCCUUAUUUAUAAUUGAAGACCAUGGGUGACUGCGGACUAAUCGAACAGUCCUUAUUUAUAAUUGAAGACCAUGGGUGACUGUGGACUAAUCGAGCAGUCCUUAUUUAUAAUUGAAGACGUGUGGCGUUUUCUAGCGUCGUCUGUCAUGCUUUUUUGAGUUCUGCGUUGUUUUUCAAAUAUGUGUACAUAGAACGUGGACACGUAUACAGGGUCUGAGAAAUGCUUUUGAGAUGAAACGUUUAAACUGUCUCUUAAAUAUUUAAAUUUAAUUUGAUUUAAAAUGGAGCUUUCUAAAUGUAUUUUGUGAAAACUAUAAAAAACACAAUUUUGUACAGUAAAUAUAGUGAAAGCUU
This is a messenger RNA of Oncorhynchus gorbuscha (pink salmon), 4964 nucleotides long. Its product is annotated as paired box protein Pax-6. The record is from RefSeq and is a predicted model, not a curated record. The transcript has 15 exons. Lineage: Eukaryota; Metazoa; Chordata; Actinopteri; Salmoniformes; Salmonidae. The coding region runs from base 413 to 1747 and encodes 444 amino acids. Gene Ontology annotation, biological process: anatomical structure development; regulation of transcription by RNA polymerase II. Gene Ontology annotation, molecular function: DNA-binding transcription factor activity, RNA polymerase II-specific; RNA polymerase II cis-regulatory region sequence-specific DNA binding.